Messenger RNA from Clonostachys solani, 2001 nucleotides. Lineage: Eukaryota; Fungi; Ascomycota; Sordariomycetes; Hypocreales; Bionectriaceae. The record is from the annotation of a GenBank genome assembly.
AUGGAUCCAAACAUUGACUUGAACACUACAAGGGAGAGCGACAUUGCAUUUCCAGACUUUUCACAGAGUCCGUCCAACACGUUUACCAUCUUCAACCCCGCACCGUCAGUCCGGUGUGACUGGUCAAGUCGUUUGAACGCCUCUCAUGGAUCGACGGAUUCAACAGGAUCUGACACAGCACAGCCGCAAGAUACACCAUCAAAGGCAUCUUUGGCUCGUGCAGAGACGCUGGGCCCGCCUCAAGCCAUAACAAACCAACACUCGGGCUCCGGCUCAGUGGUUCCACGAUACCCGGUGCUUGACGGGAUCAUUGAAAAGCUGCGUAUUAUCAUGCCGGAUCCUGUAUCCUACUCUCUGCUUGAGUACUACUUCAAAGUCUCUGUGGCGACAGAAACACCACUCUCGCCCCACGCACCGCCGUCAAUUCUUCGCAAAGCCUCUGUCCUUGCGUUGAAGAACCCUCGACGCUGCAGUGCUGCGCUUCUAACUAGCAUUCUGUGGUUGUCUGCGCAGACUGCCGACAUCCCGCUGCUCAAAUCGAGAGCGAGCAAGCGCAAGGCGGUCCGUCGCCAACUCUUGGAGCUUACGAUCAGUCUUCUCAAGCCACUGAGUGGUUUCGCAUCUUCUCAAAGGCCUAGUUGUCCUUUGAGAGAAGGGCAGCAACCGCAUCACGAAUCUAUGCAUCUGCAACAUCAAGAAUCGCACAAUGACGAGCCCGUCGACAAUCCGGUAGACGAUAUCCUGACGUAUACCAACCUGGCAAUGGUUACGUCCGCAGGCGAGUUCCGCGCCUCGAGCCUACGCUGGUGGAGCCUGGCAUUUUCUUUGGCUCGGGAAGCAAACAUGAACCAGGAAGAUCCCCGUGGCGGGAUGAGCGAAGACACACAGCCCUUCGCCGGUGCGUGGCCUCACUUGGAACUGACGGGUUGUGAAACCGCUUCCGGAGGUACUUGCGCUUCUCGGGACGAUUCCAGCGCUGAACGUCAGGAAGAAAGGCGCCGGUUAUGGUGGUUUCUGUUUACCGUCGACCGCCAUCUUGCUCUAUGCUACAAUAAACCAUUAUCAAUUCGUGAUUCGGAGUGCCCCAACCUACUACAUCCCAUGCCAGAAUCCGUAUGGCGAAGCACUGGCGCCAGUUUCAUCAACGCCCAUCAUGAGAAUGGAUCGCUGGCGGCACCUUGCAAGGGGCCGUGGCUGGUCUGUACGGGCACAGACUAUUUUGGAUUCUUCACGCCUCUCAUGACCAUUCUGGGGGAGAUCAUGGACUUCUUCCACACCAAGAACCAUCCUCGCUUGGGGGCCAGCGGUUGCAACGGCAGUUCCCCAUCUUUCAUUGACUGGGCGAGAUGGAAAGACGAGAUCUGUAAACACAUCAGCGCAUACGGCGACAGUCUAACCAAGGUUUCCGAGCAAUCUUCCUUUGCUACUAGCUCAUUGACUACCUUUGGCGAUGGCUUCCGUAUUGGCGGUUCCACGCAAGCGGAAACUGCGGUUGCCUACGCGAGGCUCCUACUCCGCAUUCUGUCCAUACUUGUGGAUGGUGGCCUUGAUCCGCUGUACGUUCUCGAUCCCCAACGCGGUCGCCCAUCGGCCCCUGAGAACUCUGCCACAGCGAACCCGAUGGAAGCUAUCGCUGACUUGACACGUUGCACUGAGCGUUUACUGGACCUCGACCCGGGCAUGAGCUUCAUGCCAUUUUACUCGGGCAUCUAUCUUCUGCACGGGGGUUUUCUGCUUCUCGUCGCCACUGAUCGCAGAAGUACUACCAAUGACGACAGUUUAAACGACAUCGUCAACGCCACUACGGCUAUGAUAAGGAUCCAUGAGGCAUCCAUUGUUAUGCUUCGUACAGAAUAUCAGAGAGAGCUUGUGUUCGCUCUGAGAUCGGCCAUGUUUAAGAUACGCGGCAGGGCCACGGGCGACGCGCACUCUUCGAGUACUCGCUGGGAGGCGCUGACAAGAUAUCGCUGGACAAGCGAGGGCAGCGGUAUAGCCGGCUGA